CCGUUCUCUUUUUUUUUCCAAAACACAUCGGCAAUUGUAUCUUAUUUCCUUUUUAGAAGAGUAUACACGAAUUGUAACAUAAUUCGACUAAAAAGAACAGGCCAAUUGCCUCUUCGAAACACUUGCGAAUAAAAACAAAAUACGAGGAUAAAAAGAGAGGAAACAAACACGGGAGAGAGAAAAAAAUUGCGAGAGGCCUUGGGCGUGUUAUCGCGAGCGGCGCGAGAUAAUUGCAUCCUUGCAGUGCCGUUGCAUUAGAGAACUUCGAUCAAGAAUGACGUAUGGUAUAUCUCACGAUCACGUGCAGCAGAAACGCGCGCAAGCGGGACAGAGGCGGCGAAGGGGAGGAGGGGAGGGGGGGGAGGAUGACGGCGAAAGAGCGUGGUAACGACGAGAGAAUCGGAGGGGGCUCGCUGAACGUAUAUAACCUUACGCUUGCGUCCCACCACUCAGUUCUACUUGGAGUUCGGACACAGCGAGAGAAGAGUAUAAAGCACGGAGAGAGCCCUGUAGAGCCAAUAAGCAGCUGCAGGGACGAGCAUGGCUUUGUGCCAACAGUUGGUCGCUGGGGCAGCGAAUGGCCGAGUUGACUCGAGACGGCAGAGAUAUGGUGCCAGCCA
This is a messenger RNA of Monomorium pharaonis (pharaoh ant), 620 nucleotides long. RefSeq lists its product as uncharacterized. The record is from RefSeq and is a predicted model, not a curated record. The transcript has 2 exons. The coding region runs from base 282 to 590 and encodes 102 amino acids. Lineage: Eukaryota; Metazoa; Arthropoda; Insecta; Hymenoptera; Formicidae.